AUGCCGAUGAAGAGUCCUCUGCCUGAGACUGAGGAUGGGAACCGCUAUCUGUUGGUGAUCGGCGAUUAUUACACUAAGCACGGUGUACCUGUAGUUCUUCACUCGGAUCAAGGGAGAAAUUUUGAAGCGAAUGUGAUGAAGGAAUUGUGCAAGAGGUUGGGCAUAGAAAAAGUGAGGACAACACCGUACCAUCCACAAUCUAAGCAGUCUUCAACAGGUCACAGUCCAUUUCAGUUGAUGUACAGUCAGGCGGCGAGACUGCCAGUGGAUACCCUGUUGGAAACACCAGUGGAAGAUGCAAACUGCACCACGGGUCAUUGUGAUGAGAUCAAGAACAAGUUGACUGUUUUGCAAGAGAUCACUGAGACAAAGAUUAUUGAAGCCCAAUGGCGACAGAGGAAAACGUACGACAAAGAUGUCCGAAAAGUGCCAGAAUAUGCCAAGGGAGAUUUGGUGUGGCUUUACAGUCCUCAGGUAAAAAAGGGCCAGUCCUCAAAGUUUUGCCGUCCUUAUAGAGGCCCGUAUGAGAUUCUUAAGAAGGAGCUGGAAUUCCCAUGCUUUGAAGAUGUACAACAGCCAGAGGAUAUGGCCAUGGAACAGCCAAUCAUUCUCAAUGAAAGAGACAGGCACCAGCCCAUAUGGCUGAGAGACGAUGACACUACUUCUUAG
Corticium candelabrum is the source of this 669-nucleotide messenger RNA. RefSeq lists its product as uncharacterized. The transcript is spliced from 5 exons. The coding region runs from base 1 to 669 and encodes 222 amino acids. The record is from RefSeq and is a predicted model, not a curated record. Gene Ontology annotation, molecular function: nucleic acid binding. Lineage: Eukaryota; Metazoa; Porifera; Homoscleromorpha; Homosclerophorida; Plakinidae. Gene Ontology annotation, biological process: DNA integration.